CUGCUGUCGACAGAAUUCUGUUGUCGACAUAGAAAUGCUGUCGAUAGAAUCAUCUCCUACAAGCUCGCGCACUAAGCACCCAGCGAUGCAGAACUCGUGUGUAUAUUCCCGCUAUAAGCCAUCCCUAGCCCGAGCUGCGAAUGAUGCAAUCAUGACUAUGCUUAGUUAGCGACAGAUGAGGCUAAGAUGGAGAUGGAGGUGGUCUCUCUGGAUAAGGCUGAGUUAUGCGAUAUCUAAUAACUUUGAGCACCUAUUCUACAAGGAGUAAACAACAGUGUCUGAAGCCAACAGCAAUCGCGCAGCUCACUUUUAGGAAUAUGAAGCACUUCUCCACUACUGGAACUGAGUAUCUUGGCGAAGUUUGAGCUGGCUUUAUCAAAUUACGAUUAAACAGCCCCAUAUAAUUACGCUCGAGCUCAAUUAGCACAUGGAGACCCAUCUAAACCACCCCUCCCAUCACACACAUCAACUUCCAAACUUCCACCUUCAUAUCAACAAACUCCUGGACCCCAAACCCUCGCAUACAAACUAUAUGCAAGCCUCGGACCUGCGGAAUCCUUCUCAAGGACCUAUAUUUUGCCGAUCCGCACCCUAAUUACCAGCCAUCCCCAAGAAAAUGAGGGGAAGAGCUUACCGUAAUUGACCUAAAGGCACGGCUAAAUGCGCAGGCAUCGGCGUCGGUGGACUGUUGCCGUUGGGCAAUAUAUAUCGGCAACGACGAUUGGUCAAUGGAGGCGUACCUACCUUGCCUCCGCGGUGCCUAUAUGAAGGAUAAUCUUUCGAUUCCAGAUUGCGGCUAGAUUAUUAUAGCAUCGUGCGCUGUGGGACCGGUGGAAAUGGGGGAUUUGCUUCCGAGAUUCUUGGAUUGCCUGUGGUAGGUUGGGAAAUAUGUUAUGUGCGGCUACUGAUGUAGGGAUUAUGGCGGGAUAAGGUGAGGAAGGGUAUUUACUUUAUAUAUCGUUGCGUCCCCUCAUUUCCUGUUUACUGUUGUUCUGCUCGUCAGCGUCGUAUCUGUCACAUACUCCUCUCACAGUCAAUUCCUGGAGUUCGGCUUUCCUGUACUCGUUUCUGUCAAGUUUUGUUCUAGAAAAGGCUUUACAAGAUGCAAUUGCUCGCUCUUCUGGCCGCGGCCACAGGCGCUGCCGCCGUGGCGAUGCCCAAUGGCGGCGGUGUUCUCGGUGGCGUCGGCAAUGGCCACAGCAAGGGAUGGGGACUGAAGAAGUUCAAGAACUUGGUGGCGUUUGGAGACAGCUACACCGACGAGUCUCGUCUUGGUUAUUUCCAGCAGCAUAACGGACAAGGCCCACCCGCAGGAACUCUCCUUCCCGGAAGCACUUCCACGCCCGGAGGCGGCAUCACAUGGCCGCGAUGGGUAUCGAUAUACAGCGGAGCUUCGCUGUUUAACUACGCUGUCUCCGGAGCAGUCUGCAGCAACAAGAUGAUCUACCGUUACCUCGACUCCAUCAGCGGGCCCUUCCCUGACGUGCUCGGCUAUGAGGUGCCUGCCUACCAAGCAGACGCAGCGUAUAUCAACAAGAAGACGCGUACGAACACGCUUUUCACGGAUCGGAAGGCUGAUAACACUGUUUACAGCAUGUGGAUUGGCACGAACGAUCUCGGGAACGAUGCGCUGAUCACAGAUAGCACACUCCACGGUGAGACGAUCAGUGAUUAUAUCGACUGCAUCUUCGAGGCGUUCGAUGGGAUUUACAAGACCGGAGCUAGGUACUUCGUCCUCAUGAACGUCGCCCCCCUGGACCUCUCCCCGCUGUACGGACUCCCCUCCGCCGGUGGACUGGCAUCAAGCCACUACUGGCCCAACAAGCCCGCGAACACCACCGAGCAGAGCGGGAAGAUGAAGGAGUACUCGAGCACUGUGAACUCUGUUCUCGAAUACCGCGUGCCAUUUGAGGUGAAGCUGGCGAAUCGCUACCCAGGGGCUCACUUCGCUAUCUUCGAUACGCACCGCUUGAUCACGGAUAUCUAUAAUAACCCGGCCACUUACCUCAAUGGGACGGGGACGCUGCAUGUCAAUGAGCCGUACCAGGUUUGCCCGCCGGCUGGGGGGAAUUGUGUGAAUUCUGAGGAGAGCUUGGAUAACUUCUUGUGGUUUGAUGAGUUGCAUCCUAGUGAGAGGACUGAUCAGGUUAUUGCGACGCAUUUCCUUGAUGUUGUUAAGGGGACGUCAAAGUUUGCUACGUACUGGUAGAAUAUUCAAAAUAAGUUGCUGCUGGUAUAGGGGUGGCCUAUUCUAUCUUGUAUGACAUUUAGCAAUCUAGAUAAUGUAAAUAAAUUAAUGACUAGAUCAUGAUAACCCCG
This is a messenger RNA of Pseudogymnoascus verrucosus, 2319 nucleotides long. RefSeq lists its product as uncharacterized. Gene Ontology annotation, molecular function: hydrolase activity, acting on ester bonds. The transcript is spliced from 2 exons. The coding region runs from base 1103 to 2209 and encodes 368 amino acids. The record is from RefSeq and is a predicted model, not a curated record. NCBI's taxonomy places the organism in Eukaryota, Fungi, Ascomycota, Leotiomycetes, Thelebolales, Thelebolaceae.